AUGGCCACCACAACCACCAACAACAACCACGCCGACACCUUUGAACAACAAUGUGGCGACACCACAUCACAGAACAACAAGAGCAAGGUCAAGGUUGCGGGUAAGGCCGACAAGCACCCAGAUCAACGUGAGGCGAUGACGAUGAGGCGGCACAUCAACAGACGUGCUGCUUCAUCUGAUGUUGACAAGGUUGUGCCCAGCCCAGCUGAGGAGGAUGGCUUCAGCGCUGCCAUGCUGAAAUCUGUAGAUCAGGAAGACUUUCUUUGUCAGGCGCUCGCUGCUUUCGAUGAUGCAGCUCUUGCGAAGGCUCCACAGGCGUCAGAGGAAACAGCUGCGGAGGAAGCAAGGAAACAGAUUGCAGCCACCCAUGUUCUACCCAGCGUUGAGAGGACACUACCAAUCCAAGUCCCAUUUCAAUUGCAACAUGAAAUACAUCAACAUACAACAUUAGGAACAUGGGUGUUGUCGCUGGAAAGGGUGAUAAUGGGUUGGAUGUGGAUGGGCAGUACAGGAAGCUCUGCUCCCAUGUUUGCAAGCACCCCUCGGACAGGACAUGGAUGUAGUGCAAGUCCGAGGGCAUUGGAAUAUGAAAGGGAGGGGUUGGAAGCAGAUGGGCAGCAGAGUGGGAAGCUCUGCUUUAACAUUCGCCAAACCCGUCAGACCCUCCAAACCCGCGCAAACCCCUACCCUUACCUGCAGAAACCGUUACCUGUGGUUGCGGGUAUGGGUUUCCAUGGGUAA
Laccaria bicolor S238N-H82 is the source of this 741-nucleotide messenger RNA. RefSeq lists its product as uncharacterized. The record is from RefSeq and is a predicted model, not a curated record. The transcript has 8 exons. The coding region runs from base 1 to 741 and encodes 246 amino acids. Lineage: Eukaryota; Fungi; Basidiomycota; Agaricomycetes; Agaricales; Hydnangiaceae.